UGCCGCCGAAUCUUCCGUGUCAUCACGUGAACAGUCUGCUUGUCGUACCCAAGUUAAACGAUCCAUGUCGGACAGUGUGAUAAGUUAAUGAUCUUAUAAGAGGGCAAAAAUCCAUCAGUGUAUUCCUGGCUUAAUGCUUUAUAGUUUCUCAAACGAGAAAAACAUCAGCAUGGAGAUACCUAUCGUAGAUUUCAGUGUCUAUGAACGUGAAAAUACGCAUGUAUCAGACGACAAAUUAGAAAAGCUUGUGGAAGAACUGAGAUCGGCAUUUACUGAUGUGGGAUUUGUUUAUCUAAAAAACACAGGCAUUCAUCAAGAAGAGGUGGACAAAGUCAUGAGUGUUUCCAAAAAGUUCUUUAGUUUGCCGGAAUAUAAGAAGGCACCUUUCACCAGGGGCAGUUUCUCCUGUAAUGGAAAUCACGGCUGGAUUUCAUUAAAAACGGAAAGUCUAAAUCCUCGGCGUCCUGGUGAUUUGAAGGAGGCAUUUAAUACAGCAUCACUGAGUGCGAAUAUUAAUUGGCCCUCUGAAGGAGUUGAGGAUUUUCGAGAUAUCCAGGUAUCGUUUUUCCUACGUUGUAAGGAUCUUUCUCUCAGAGUGCUGAGAGUGAUGGCUCUUGGUUUAGAUCUGGAUGCAGAUGUCUUCCUCAAAGCACAUAAGCAUAUUGGAACUGAUGUGAAUCGAACCACUUUGCGGACUUUAUAUUACCCUCCAGUGAAGAGCGAAUUUGUGACACAAGAUCAGUUGCGCUGUGGUGAACACUCGGACUAUGGCAGCAUCACUCUUGUCUUCCAAAGUCCAGAGGGUGGACUGCAGGUUCUUAGUCGGACUGGAGAGUACAUUUCAGCCCCAGCCAUUCCUGGAACAGUUUUAGUUAACAUUGCAGAUCUGAUGCAAAGGUGGACCAGCGACCUUUAUGUGUCCGCUGUUCACAGGGUGUUGCUGCCCCCUGAAGGCGACUCCAAUACACGUCAGUCUUUGGCAUUCUUUGUUCAGCCUGAUGAUGAGGCCAUUGUUUCUUGCUGCGAUGGGUCAGACAAAUAUCCUCCUGUUAAUUCACUUGAUUACCUUUUGUCGCGGUUCAAGGAUUCUUAUGGAAAAAAGUCUGUUGUGUCAUGA
This is a messenger RNA of Paramisgurnus dabryanus, 1117 nucleotides long. RefSeq lists its product as uncharacterized. Lineage: Eukaryota; Metazoa; Chordata; Actinopteri; Cypriniformes; Cobitidae. The record is from RefSeq and is a predicted model, not a curated record.